Symbiodinium natans is the source of this 912-nucleotide messenger RNA. The record is from the annotation of a GenBank genome assembly. Lineage: Eukaryota; Dinophyceae; Suessiales; Symbiodiniaceae.
AUGCAGAAGGACGCGAUGCGCGGGCAACGCUAUGCGCUGAAGGCCCUGUCGAAAGGUGAGAUCAUGUCGAUGAUUGACAGCACCUUCGUCAUCCGCCUGCAUCGGACGUUCAAAGACGCCCAGCACGUGUACUUCCUCUUAGAAGCAGCCCUGGGUGGUAGCUUGGUGCAGGUUGUCAAAGACCAUCCGGAGAUUUUUGUUCAGGAUAUGCCUCGAGGCCAUUCUGGGGCCUUCUAUGCUGCUUGUGUUAUUGCUGCACUUGAUCACCUGCAUGAAAGGCGAAUUGUGCACCGUGACAUUAAACCUGAGAAUGCCUUGCUGGAUGAGCAUGGCUAUGCCAAGGUUUGUGACAUGGGUUUCGCACGUUUCGUGCUGAGCAAGACGAAUACACUUGUCGGGACACCUGACUACAUGGCGCCAGAAGUCAUUGACUUCCCGCAUACGCACAACAGCAGCGUUGAUUGGUGGGCACUGGGGGUUCUUACCUAUGAGAUCUUAAGUGGGCAUACGCCUUUCACCGAUGAGGGCGUUUCGGAUCCGAUGGAGAGGCUCCUGGCGAUCCGGCGGAGCCAGGAGCAGGGGCCUAUUCAAUUUGGUUUUCAUUUCCCACAGGUUGCGAAAGGUUUCGUUUCCCAACUGCUGCAGAUUCGGCCUCAUGAGCGCCUUGGAGCUGGACGCGGAGGAGCCCAGGAUGUUCGUGACCACGCCAUGUACAGGACGUUGGCCUUUGACUUCAAGGCAUUCCACGAGCAGAAGCUCCCGACUCCGUUCCACAAGCAGUGGAGCUAUCCCGAGCAUUUCUUCACGGAUGACUUUGGGCUAGACCGUGGGCAACUGGGUUUGGACCCAUCAGAUAGUUUGUAUAUCGCAUACACUGCCGACCCAUCUGACGACUGGGAUGCCAAGUUCUGA